AACAUAAGAUUGGGAGAGUUUCAAGGACAAACUCUCAUCUUAUUCAACUGCUCAUCCACGCUUAAAUUUCAGUUCUCAAAUGGGUGAGAUUGUGGAUUUUUCCUAAUUUAUGUCUGAAUUUAUUUCUACUGUUAAUCCAAUAAAUCCCACUGUUUUUAAUAUUGAGAAACAUAUUAUAUUACGUUCAAGGAAAAAACUAUUUAAAGCAUGUUCUUUCUCUGUUUUUAGACUUGACGCUAUUCUUUUCUAUAUGCAUCAAAUGCUUAGAAUUAUUGCGAAACUAGUUUGUUAACUCAAGGAAAGAAACAUGUCGUCUGUUCCAAUACAACCCCAUUUGAACCAAUUGGUUCUAGCAGCGCUUGAAAAAUGCAGUCAACUCAAUCACCUUAAGCAACUCCAAGGCUUUCUUAUUUCUCUUGGUCAUUCACGAACACAAUUCUUUGCCUUCAAGCUCGUUCGCUUCUGUAACCUUACUCUUGCUGACUUAUGUUACGCUCGCUUCAUUUUUGAUCAUUUAACUUCCCCAAAUGUUUAUCUCUAUACUGCAAUGAUCACAGCGUAUGCUUCACAACCUGAUCCUAAAGCCGCGUUUCUUUUGUACCGUAAUAUGGUCCGCCAUGGAGCCCCUCGACCCAACCAUUUUAUCUACCCCCAUGUCCUUAAAUCUUGCCCUGAGGUUUUGGAGUCCAAUGGCACGAAGAUGGUUCAUACCCAGGUCCUGAAAUCUGGAUUUGGUCAAUACCCAGUUGUCCAAACGGCCAUUGUUGAUUCGUAUUCAAGGUUUUGUUCAGAUCUUGGGAAUGCAAGACAAAUGUUCGACGAAAUGCUUGAGAGAAGUGUAGUGUCUUGGACGGCCAUGAUUUCGGGGUAUGCGAGGCUUGGGAACGUUGAUAGUGCAAUAGAGCUGUUUGAAAGUAUGCCGGAGAGGGAUGUUCCUGCUUGGAAUGCUCUUAUUGCUGGAUGUGCUCAAAAUGGAUUCUUCUGUGAAGCAAUUUGGUUAUUCAAAAGAAUGGUCUCACUGGCGCUGGAGGGUAAUAAUAACGAGCGUGAAAAUAAGCCGAAUAAGAUCACAGUCGCGUCUGCACUAUCAGCUUGUGGUCAUACCGGGAUGCUUCAUCUUGGUAAGUGGAUUCAUGGUUAUGUUUUCAAAAAUUACUUUGGUCAGGAUUCAUUUAUCUCGAAUGCGUUGCUAGAUAUGUAUGGGAAAUGUGGCAAUUUGAAAGUUGCGAGGAGAGUUUUUGACAUGAUUAGUUUAAAAAGCUUGACAUCAUGGAAUUCCUUGAUAAAUUGUCUUGCCCUCCAUGGCCAUAGUGGAAGUGCAAUUGAUUUGUUUGUAGAGUUGGUUCAAUGUGGGGAUGGUGUAAAGCCAGAUGGGGUUACCUUUGUGGGUGUGUUGAAUGCUUGUACUCAUGGCGGAUUAGUUGAAAAAGGGUACUCAUACUUUGAAAUGAUGAGGCGGGAUUACGACAUCGAGCCUCAGAUCGAACACUUUGGGUGCUUGAUAGACCUUCUUGGCCGUGCAGGGCGGUUUGAGGAAGCAAUGGAAGUUGUGAGAGGCAUGAAUAUUGAACCAGAUGAGGUUGUAUGGGGUUCUUUACUAAAUGGAUGCAAAAUCCAUGGCCGUCCAGAUUUAGCUGAAUACUCAGUGAAAAAGUUGAUUGAGAUGGAUCCAGAAAACGGCGGUUAUAGAAUUAUGCUAGCAAAUAUAUAUGCCGAGCUUGAAAAGUGGGAUGAGGUUCGCAAGGUUCGGAAACUUUUGAAGGAGCAAAACGCUUAUAAAACACCAGGUUGCAGUUGGAUUGAGGUUGAUAAUCAGAUUUAUCAGUUCUAUUCUUUUGACAUGACACAUCCCAGUGCAGAACAAAUAUAUAAAACCUUAGAAAGUAUGAUCAGCUUUAUGUAAAAAAGAAAAUGACGUUUUGACAUCAGAUUGGAGCACUUUCUACAUUUCAUUCUAAUGCUAUUGGUAAUCACAAUUUAUCAUAUGAGAAAGUCGAACCACAGAGGAUCGUCAAGCUCUACCGAGCUCCUCUCCUUCCAAUGGCACAGUCUUCUUUGAGGUCAGUUAAAAAAAGAAAAAAAAAAAAAAAAGCUUAAUGAAAGAAGUCUUCUCUAUUCUAAAGCUUGAUCUGUGCUAUUGUUUCUAAGUACUACAAGCACAAUUGACAACAGGUGCAAAACAAAAGGACAAUAAUUGGAGGCAAUUGAUUGAUAGGCUUAGAGAUCAAUGCAAGCAACUUUGAAUGAAUUGUGCCUUCUUUAUAUGCUUGUGUUGACCCUUUCACAGCAUAGAAGCUAGUAGUAUAGUUCAAUUGCUGUUGAUAAAAUUGCCCGAAGAAGAUUUUUUUGGAGUUCUGUGAACAAAUUAAUGACUGUGAGCUAUUUCUAUGAAGUUGAAAGGUAUGUGACUGUUUUAGUUAUGUCUACCAAGUUGUUCAUGGAGAUCUAUUAGUGCAUAAGUUUGAAGAAUUGACAUCUCAACGGUGAAGUAUUCCAUCUGGGAGACUAUUUUGUAUCAAUGCUUUUGAUGAGUUACAAAGAACCUGUAUCAUUUGUAGAAGGCUGAAAUUUUUUGGCUCGAUUUUAUUCCUUUGAUGCCCUUUGGAGGGGAUAAUCACAUUUUCUUUUAUGUGAAAAGGGAGAGAUUUUGUAUCAUUUAUGGAUGAUGUUAUUUCUUAUUUCAGCCUUUCUGGUGGACGCUAAACAAGUCUGUUUGUAAGUACAAUAUUACUAAUUAAUGAUAAGGCCAUUUAAUAGGCAUUGGAAAA
Benincasa hispida (wax gourd) is the source of this 2768-nucleotide messenger RNA. Lineage: Eukaryota; Viridiplantae; Streptophyta; Magnoliopsida; Cucurbitales; Cucurbitaceae. The record is from RefSeq and is a predicted model, not a curated record.